Acomys russatus (golden spiny mouse) is the source of this 2574-nucleotide messenger RNA. Its product is annotated as sodium- and chloride-dependent transporter XTRP3. NCBI's taxonomy places the organism in Eukaryota, Metazoa, Chordata, Mammalia, Rodentia, Muridae. Gene Ontology annotation, biological process: sodium ion transmembrane transport. The coding region runs from base 56 to 1834 and encodes 592 amino acids. Gene Ontology annotation, molecular function: L-proline transmembrane transporter activity. The transcript is spliced from 11 exons. Gene Ontology annotation, cellular component: plasma membrane. The record is from RefSeq and is a predicted model, not a curated record.
CGGGCAAGCGGCAGCGGCGGCCAGAGGCCAGGCCCUGAAAGGGCGAGCGCGGGACAUGGAGAAGGUACGGCCUCAGUGGAGCAACCCCCUGCAGUUCGUGUUCGCCUGCAUCUCCUACGCGGUGGGCUUGGGCAAUGUGUGGCGCUUCCCCUACCUGUGCCAGAUGUACGGCGGAGGGAGUUUCCUGGUCCCCUACGUCAUCAUGCUCAUCGUGGAGGGGAUGCCACUCCUGUACCUGGAGCUGGCCGUGGGGCAGCGCAUGCGGCAGGGCAGCAUCGGCGCCUGGAGGACCAUCAGCCCCUACCUCAGCGGUGUUGGCGUGGCCAGUGUGGUGGUGUCCUUCUUCCUCUCCAUGUACUACAAUGUCAUCAAUGCCUGGGGCUUCUGGUACUUCUUCCACUCCUUCCAGGAUCCCCUGCCAUGGUCCGUCUGCCCACUGAACAGCAAUCGCACCGGCUACGAUGAGGAGUGUGAGAAGGCCUCGUCCACGCAGUACUUCUGGUACAGGAAAACGCUCAACAUCUCGCCGUCCAUCCAGGAGAACGGAGGCGUGCAGUGGGAGCCGGCGCUGUGCCUCACCCUGGCCUGGCUGAUGGUCUAUCUGUGCAUCCUUCGGGGCACCGAGUCAACUGGCAAGGUGGUCUACUUCACCGCACUGAUGCCCUACUGUGUGCUUAUUGUCUACCUGGUCCGCGGCCUCACACUCCAUGGAGCCACCAAUGGCCUGAUGUACAUGUUCACACCCAAGGUGGAGCAGCUAGCCAACCCCAAGGCCUGGAUCAAUGCAGCCACGCAGAUCUUCUUCUCUCUGGGCUUGGGUUUUGGCAGCCUGAUUGCUUUUGCCAGCUACAAUGAGCCUUCCAACGACUGCCAGAAGCACGCCAUCAUUGUAUCCAUCAUCAACAGCUCCACCUCCAUAUUUGCCAGCAUUGUGACCUUCUCCAUCUAUGGCUUCAAGGCCACCUUCAACUAUGAAAACUGCUUAAACAAGGUGAUUCUCCUGCUGACCAACUCUUUCGACCUUGAGGACGGCUUUCUGACAGCCAGCAACCUGGAGGAGGUGAAGUCCUACUUGGCAUCCACCUACCCAGACAAGUACAGCGCCGUAUUCCCACACAUGAGAAACUGCAGCUUGGAGUCUGAGCUGAGCACGGCUGUCCAGGGCACGGGCCUGGCCUUCAUCGUCUACACGGAGGCCAUUAAGAACAUGGAAGUGUCCCAGCUGUGGUCAGUGCUCUACUUCUUCAUGUUGCUCAUGCUGGGCAUGGGAAGCAUGCUGGGAAACACAGCGGCCAUCCUUACCCCUCUGACGGACAGCAAGCUCAUCUCCAGCUACCUGCCCAAGGAGGCCAUUUCAGGUCUGGUGUGCCUCGUCAGCUGUGCCAUCGGCAUGGUGUUCACCAUGGAGGCUGGGAACUACUGGUUUGACAUAUUCAACGACUACGCGGCCACACUGUCCCUGCUGCUCAUUGUGCUGGUGGAGACCGUAGCUGUGUGCUAUGUGUACGGGCUGAAGAGAUUUGAAAGUGACCUUCGGGCCAUGACUGGCCGCACCCUCAACUGGUACUGGAAGGCCAUGUGGGCGUUUGUGAGUCCACUGCUCAUCAUCAGCCUCUUCAUCUUCUACCUGAGUGACUAUAUCCUCACGGGAACGCUGCAGUACCAAGCCUGGGAUGCCGCUCAGGGGCAGCUGGUGACCAAGGAUUACCCCCCACAUGCACUAGCUGUCAUCGGUUUGCUGGUGGCUUCAUCUACCAUGUGCAUCCCCCUGAUGGCCCUGGGAUCUUUCAUCAGGAAUCGCCUCAAGAGAGGAGGCUCUGCCCCAGUGGCCUAAGAAUGGACCUCCCAGAGACCGAAGUCAGCCACUCUGUUCCACAGAUACUGCCUGCUGGUGGGAGCUCCUUGGCUGGGGUGCUGAUCUGGAGCCUCCUGGGUCUGUAAAGUGGAUGAGGGAGCUUAGAGGGAGAAGACUGCCUUGGGGAGGGGACCCCGUCCCUUAGGAGGGCCCUCCAUCUUCUGUCAUCUGAAGGCCAUACCUUGUAGCCUCCUUGUCAUCAAGAGCUAAGGCCAGAAUUGAAGAUCAUUGUCUCCUUGAUUCUAGAGAGUCCUAGAAUUUAAGGUAAAACUGUCAUUAGAAACUUGACUGUAACUCUAAGGAGCCAAACAAGCAAUUCGUUUUACUGUUGUUGUUGUUUUUGUUUUGUUUUGUUUUGUUGUUUAAAAGAAAACAAAAUACUAGAGGGCGAUUGCUUUUCAGCCAGGGUUAGGUUCUGAAGCGCAUAAGGUGACAUAUUAGAAUUCAUUCUAAUUCUUUUCCUUAAAGUUUUCUUUAAAGUCACAAUCAAUAUGUAACUUCUGUGUUCCCCGACUAUCCUGUAAAUGCCACCAGGAUGGAAUGGCCACUAAGAGAGAGUUUUGCCGGGCCUCUGAAGGAAGUCGCCUUUCUCAGAAUCUAAGGUUCCUCACAGUGGGCCAGCACCAACCUCUCCACCACUCUAGGCUGUAUGAGAAAUCUGUACAGACACUCCCAUCCCGAGGGUUUCAGGGUCACAUACAUCUAUGAGGGUACACAUG